This is a messenger RNA of Panicum virgatum (switchgrass), 1604 nucleotides long. RefSeq names its product putative glutamine amidotransferase GAT1_2.1. The record is from RefSeq and is a predicted model, not a curated record. Gene Ontology annotation, molecular function: hydrolase activity, acting on carbon-nitrogen (but not peptide) bonds, in linear amides. The transcript is spliced from 3 exons. Bases 95 to 1420 code for a protein of 441 amino acids. NCBI's taxonomy places the organism in Eukaryota, Viridiplantae, Streptophyta, Magnoliopsida, Poales, Poaceae. Gene Ontology annotation, cellular component: cytosol.
CCCGUCCCAUCGAAUCCAAGGAGACCGAAGAGCUCCCUCUCCCUCCACAAAGGGAACGAGAAGUAGCAGCCUAAUCGCGCUAGGGUAGCUAGCCAUGUCGUCCUCCCCCGACCUCUCCCGCGUGCUCCCCCGCGUGCUCAUCGUCUCCCGCCGCACCGUCCGCAAGAACAAGUUCGUCGACUUCGUCGGAGAGUACCACCUGGACCUCAUCGUGGGCUACGGCGCGGUGCCGGUGAUCGUGCCGCGCGUGGCCGGCGUGCACACGCUGCUGGACUCGUUCGAGCCCAUCCACGGCGUGCUCCUCUGCGAGGGCGAGGACAUCGACCCCUCGCUCUACGAGUCGGCCGCCGACGCCGACGCCGGCGCGCUCUCGCCAGAGCAGCUCGAGGCCGUGCGGCGCCUGCACCCGAGCGACGCCGCCGUCGACCACGAGAAGGACUCCAUCGAGCUCCGCCUCGCGCGCCGCUGCCUCGAGCGCAACAUCCCGUACCUCGGCAUCUGCCGCGGCUCGCAGGUGCUCAACGUCGCCUGCGGCGGCUCGCUCUACCAGGACGUCGAGCACGAGCUCGGCCCCGCGGCCGCCGCCGUCCGGCACAUCAACUACGACGACUACGACGGCCACCGCCACCCGGUGCGCGUCCUGCCCGGCACGCCGCUGCACGAGUGGUUCGCGGGCGACCUCGCCGACGGGGGCGAGGACGGCGGCGCGCAGGCGCAGCAGCUGAUGGUGAACAGCUACCACCACCAGGGCGUGCGGCGGCUGGCGCAGCGGUUCGUGCCGAUGGCGUUCGCGCCGGACGGCCUGGUCGAGGGGUUCUACGACCCCGACGCGUACAACCCUGGCGAGGGCAAGUUCAUCAUGGGCCUCCAGUUCCACCCGGAGCGCAUGCGCAAGCCGGGCUCCGACGAGUUCGACUACCCCGGGUGCGCCAGGGCCUACCAGGAGUUCGUCCACGCCGUGGUCGCGUACCAGGAGAAGCAGGUGGCCGCCGCCGCGUCGCCCCGGAGCGCCCUCCCCGCGUCGCCAAAGCUGAACAAGGAGAUGGAGCGGCGGCGCAAGGUCAUCUUCCGGAGCUUCUCGCUCGCCAAGGACAUGUACCUCUCCGGCGGCCGCACCGAGACGAAGCCGGCGGAGCAGCGCGACCUCGACGCCGGCGCCGAGUUCCUCGAGUCGAACACGGCGUCGCUGAGCGUGCAGCAGGAGAAGCGGCUGAAGCAGAUGGGCGCGACGGUGCGGAACGCGUCGGGGUACCUCAACAGCCUGAAGCUGAACGACGGGCGGGAGGCGGCGGCGCGGGCGCUCAUGGCGGAGAUGACGGUGGGCCAGCUCUCGGACCUCGCCUCCUUCUACCAGACCAUGGGCAGGAUCUGCUCCGAGGUGCUCGACGCGAAGCUGCAGGCGCUGCACCUGCACGAGUGAAGACUCCGUCGAGCAUUCGAUCGAGCGUGUCCGUGCCAGCACCUGGGGGCUUGUUUUACGCCCUCAUGUUAUUAUUAGCGUGAAAAUUUGAGUGUCUAGGCAAGUGUUUAUUGGUUAAUUACUACGAGUAUUCUAGUAUAAUGUUAUUGCCGUGAUGUUUGAGAAGUGUUGCGGUUUCUCCGGA